Messenger RNA from Paramecium sonneborni, 1951 nucleotides. The record is from the annotation of a GenBank genome assembly. Lineage: Eukaryota; Ciliophora; Oligohymenophorea; Peniculida; Parameciidae.
AUGUAAGAAUCAGUAUCGGCUUAUCUGAAAACUGAACCAGAUUCACUUAAAGACCAUCCAUCAAGUAAAUUUAGACCAAAUAUUAUAUAAAACAACCAACGAAUUAUAAAUGGUAAGAAAGUUACAUGCUUGAACAUUAAAAAAUAAACCCAAUAAAAUUAAAAAGAUGCGUGGAAAUAAAUGUUUGGCAAUUUUUUACAUGAUGUAAGUUUAAAAUAAAAAAAGAAACAAUUUUCACCAGACACAUAAGAAGUACAUAAUUUUUACAUUAUUAUAGCACCUUUAGGAUCCAUUAGUAAAUGAAAUUCCUAUUCUACUUCCUUGUACUAAUAGGUAAUUCAAGUUAGAGUUCUACAAAUAUCUUGAAGGAGAAUAAUCAAUUUAAGAAUUAAUGAAAACCAUUAAUUUUCCUCAUGUUCAUGCAGUAUUUCUAUUAAAUCUAUUCUAAACUAGAUGUAAAUUUAGGAUUCUAAAAUUCAUCAGAGAAAAUUGUCAAUUGUACAAAAAAUCAAAAAAUUUAAGAAUUAUGGAUACACUAAAAAUAAUGAAUCUACUCCUUUAUUAGAUAUUAAUAGUUCUACUAGACAACUUAAAGCACAUUAAAUCCAUCUUGUUGAUCAAAGGAGAUUUACUGAAGCUGGAAAAUUAUUGGAUAUUUUUAAGACAAAAAUAAACAAAAAGAUUUAGGUUUUGAGAGACUUUGUUUAAUCAAGAGUACUUUUUAAUUUUAAUUUUUUUUAGAUUGAUUUACGCAAAUCUUUAAACAAAGAACAAAGAGAAGAAGAAAUACGAAAUAUUCAUUUCAUUAAAACAUUCUUUGAUAUCACUAAUGAUUAUAAUUAACAUAUUCAGUAACAAUAAGAUGAACUUUAAGAUGAUGCUCAAUUUUAUAAAAAAUUAAUACCUUGUUAACGCAAAUUAAAAUAAUUAUUAGUAAAUUAUGAUAAUGUAUAACCAAUCGUUAAACAUUAAGAAAAACAUUUUGACAAAUUUGAUUAUCCUUCAUUAGGUAUGUUAAAAAAUUAAAUGAAUUAAUAUUCUAAAGAUUAUUUAAUGGAAUUAGAAUAGCAAAAAUAAAUUUAAUUUAAAUUAGCUUUAAACCAAGUAAGAAAGCUAUUAGAAUAACAAAAUAUUAAAUUUUAAUCUGAAUUAAGAAAAUCUAAUAUUAAAAGUAAUUAGAAUUCUAAAUCCUAAUCUCCCCUUUUAAUUAAAUAGCGAUAGGAUUAUUUAUUAUAAAAUAAAGUUAAAUUAUCUGCUGAUUGUGCAUUAGAUGUUGUAGUAGCUACUCCUAAACAUCAUCGUAAAUAUCAAUCAAUUUGUUGUUUGAAGGAUUCUAUUUCUGAUCCUAGAAAAAGAAAGUAAUAUGAAAUUACAAAAAAACCUUUUUACCUUUUUAGUAAAUAAAUAGAGGGAAAUAAAAAUUAAAAAAAUUAAAAAGGUUUGAUUACAAAUUUUGAUGUUAAACUAUAUGAUUAUAUUCACAAUAGAAAUAUAUAUACAUUAAAUAAGCAGUAUAAUAAUAAAACUUAUUUUAGAGUUAAGGAGAUGACUUAGAAAUUUCAUACAAUGGUUGAAAGUGAACAUGAAUAAAAAUUAAAUGAAAAAUUAGAUACACAUUUAAAUCAAUUAAAAAAUAGAAAAUUGAAAUUCCGUUAAAAUGGAUCUUUAGAAACAUAAAAAAGAGUACAAACUUAAAGUUAGCCAGAUGAAAUUUCAGAUGAUUAAUCAUUAUAAUCAAUAUAUGAAGUAAACCUUGAUGCUUUAUAUAAUUAAUCUAAUUAAUUGACAAAAAAGUUAAGAGAAAAAAAUGAUGCUGGUUUUGCUAAAAGAAUAAAACAAUUGAUAAGAUUAGAGGAAGUGAAUUAGUAAUUGAAAAUAUUUAUUAUUUAGGUAAUGCCUGAAAACAAAUUUGUAGAAAUUAAACAAAUCUUAGAAUUCUCUAAAUAAUUGA